Molecule: messenger RNA, 527 nt
Organism: Amblyraja radiata (thorny skate)
Lineage: Eukaryota; Metazoa; Chordata; Chondrichthyes; Rajiformes; Rajidae
Gene: gngt1
Product: guanine nucleotide binding protein (G protein), gamma transducing activity polypeptide 1
Exons: 3
Coding region: 124-330 (68 amino acids)
Biological process (GO): G protein-coupled receptor signaling pathway
Cellular component (GO): heterotrimeric G-protein complex
Molecular function (GO): G-protein beta-subunit binding
Source: RefSeq, a predicted model, not a curated record
ACUGGCUGUGGCAGUGAAGUGCGGGAAUAACGUGGACAGCAGCAGCAGCAGCAGCAGCAGCAGCAGCAGCGGAGGCGGCGGCGGGAGAGCAUCGCUUGAGACUGACAACUAUUGGAGCCUGGGAUGGAGGAGUUGACAGAUAAAGACCGUGCGAAAAUGGAAGUAGACCAACUUAAGAAAGAGUUGCCUUUAGAGAGGAUGCUGGUAUCCAAGUGUGCAGAGGAACUGAAGGACUACAUUGAAUCGCAGUCUGCAGAAGAUCCUUUGGUAAAAGGAAUCCCUGAGGAGAAGAAUCCUUUCAAAGAGAAGGGAGGCUGUGUUAUCACAUGAAUCAGACGGGACUCAAAUAUUCUCUGGUCAUCAGGGUAUUUUCUACAGCCUAGUGAUCAUAGUGCAAUGAAACCCUACAGGUGGAAAACCUAAAAAACAAGAUAUGUUUUAUCGUAUACAUUGGCAAGUCAUCUUUAUAUUGUUGUUGAAGUUAAAAAGCAUUUCUGCACCUGUUGCAAAUAAAGUUGAAAAUUUGG